AUCAGUUCAGCUGUUUGCUGACUGGAUAACAACAUGGACUGGCUUUCUGUACUUGUGCUCCUAAGCUGUCUUCUUCAAGUGGUCUGGAAUCAGCCUGCUCUGGAAACUACUGAAGUAGAUGUAGAUGGAGGAAUAGAUCAAGACAUCUUUGACAUCAAUGCAGCUCUAGGACUGGACCUUUUUGAGGGAGACAUCAAACUUGAUGGGAUGCAAGAACGAAACUCCAUCAUUGGUGACGAAUAUCGCUGGCCCCAUGUCGUCCCCUAUGUCCUUGAUGAUAGCCUGGAUGUUAAUGCGAAGGGAGUCAUCCUCAAGGCUUUUGAACAGUAUCGACUCAAAACCUGUAUUGACUUCAAACCUUGGGAAGGAGAGGAGAAUUAUAUAUCUGUGUUCAAAGGAAGUGGUUGCUGGUCCUCAGUGGGAAACCGGCAGCAGGGCUUGCAACAGCUCUCGAUUGGAGCCAACUGUGACAGGAUUGCAACAGUUGAGCACGAGUUCCUUCAUGCACUGGGCUUCUGGCACGAGCAGUCACGGUCCGAUCGAGAUGACUACGUGUCCAUCAUCUGGGACAGGAUUCAGACGGGUAGAGAACAUAAUUUCAAUAAAUAUGAUGAUAAAACAUCAGACUCUCUGAAUGUUCCCUAUGACUAUACAUCCGUGAUGCACUACAGCAAAACUGCUUUCAGGAAUGGAACUGAACCAACCAUCGUAACAAACAUACCGUACUUCAUGGAUGUAAUAGGGCAGCGGAUGGAUUUCAGUGAUUAUGAUCUCCAGAAACUGUAUCGGCUGUACAAUUGCUCCUCCUCCCUAAGCUUCAUGGACACAUGCAGUUUUGAACUUGAAAAUAUUUGUGGCAUGAUUCAAAGUUCAGAUGAUAACAGUGAUUGGCAACAUUUGUCUCACGUUCCUGCUGGGCCCAGUACUGAUCACACUAACAUGGGAGAAUGCGAAGAUUCUGGCUAUUUCAUGCAUUUCAACACCAGUGCUGUAGCAGGAGGAAGCACAGCUAUCCUGGAGAGCAGAAUUCUAUAUCCCAAAAGAGGCUUUCAAUGCUUGCAAUUCUAUUUCUAUAAUAGUGGAAGUGAAAGCGACCAGCUCUAUGUCUGGGUCAGGGAGUAUUCUGAUGCCCAUCCAAAUGGUACUUUGAGACUAAUUGAAGAGAUAAAAGGUUCAUCUGUGAAUUACUGGCAGCUCCAUCAUGUUUCCUUGAAUGUCACGAGUAAAUUCCGGGUUGUGUUUCAAGGUGUGAGAGGAACUGGUUUAUCAAAUGGAGGUCUCUCUAUUGAUGACAUCAACUUGUCAGAAACACAAUGUCCUCACCAUGUCUGGCACAUCAGAAACUUCACGGAUCUCCUCAACACAAGUCCUGCAGGGACAGCAGGAAGAAUAUACAGUCCACCGUUUUACUCUAGUACAGGAUAUGCUUUUCAGGUUGGCUUGUAUGUAAAUGGUACCACUGAUAACCCAUUUAAUUUAGCAAUAUACUUGCACUUGAUUUCGGGAGCAAACGAUGAUCAGUUGCAGUGGCCCUGUGCAUGGCAGCAAGUUACCAUGAUUCUGCUUGACCAGCAUCCUGAUAUUCGUCAACGGAUGUCAAACCAAAGAAGUGUAACAACAGACCCUCUGGAAUUAUCAGGUUCCUCAUCAAAUUAUUUUUGGGAUAGGCCAGAUAAAGUGGGAUCGGCAGCUUCUUUCCCAAAUGGAACUAUGUUCAUGAGAGGUCCAGGACGUGGAACAAAUGCAUUCUUAACUCAUCAGAGACUUAGAAGCCGUGACUUUAUUAAAGAAGGUGGUGUUUAUAUCCUUUUAACAAUGGAAGAUGUAUCACAUCUAGUAUCAGCUCAGCCAAGCGUUUCACCCACCGUUGUUACAAAUACUCCUGCUGUCAGUACUGUCAGACCUACCUCUACUGCCACCACCACAACCACCAGGCCCUCUGCCACCACCAGGCCCUCUGCCACUACCACGCCCACUACCACCAUCAGGCCCUCUGUCACCACCAGGCCCUCUGCCACUACCACGCCCACUACCACCAUCAGGCCCUCUGUCACCACCACGCCCACUACCACCACCAGGCCCACCACUACCACCGAGUCCACUGCCACCACCAAACCCGCCACUACCACCAGGCCCACAGAGAGACCUACUUCUACCAAAACACCCAUCCCAACAUCUCUUGUGAGCGUGACUGAAGAGCCAGAGACGGAUACACCAGAGUCCUGUACAGAAAACCCUUGUGAAAAUGAUGGUGUCUGCAUUAUUGUAGAUAGAAAAGCAGUCUGCAGAUGUCCAUCAGGGAAUAACUGGUGGUACAUGGGGGAAAAAUGUGAAAGGAAAGGCACAACUCAAGAAAAUACCAUAAUAGCUGUUUCUUCAACCAUAACAGUAUUCGUUGUUAUGCUUAUUAUCACUAUCACAACUGUGGUGUGCCUUAAAAAGAAAUACAGCAAAGGAGAAGGAAAAGAAAAAGUGGAGAGCCUGACUCUUGAAGAAAAUAAGACAUCUUUCUGAAGAUAAUGCAAUCAAGCAUCAAAGACAUAAAACGAACAUCACUGGAAAACCAAAACUAUGUCAUCAUUCCUUCUGAUACUUUUAUGUCAGCUGCCAUGAUAAAGGUUUGUAAAGUCCAGAAAAUAAUGCAUCCCCUCUGAAAAUCUGGUUUAUAAUAAAAUGCUGUGCCAACAUCAA
This is a messenger RNA of Gallus gallus (chicken), 2691 nucleotides long. It is a transcript of the gene MEP1B, whose product is annotated as meprin A subunit beta. The coding region runs from base 34 to 2514 and encodes 826 amino acids. Gene Ontology annotation, cellular component: membrane. Gene Ontology annotation, biological process: proteolysis. The transcript has 15 exons. NCBI's taxonomy places the organism in Eukaryota, Metazoa, Chordata, Aves, Galliformes, Phasianidae. The record is from RefSeq and is a predicted model, not a curated record. Gene Ontology annotation, molecular function: protein binding; zinc ion binding; metalloendopeptidase activity.